Messenger RNA from Scleropages formosus (Asian bonytongue), 503 nucleotides. RefSeq names its product 40S ribosomal protein S15a. Lineage: Eukaryota; Metazoa; Chordata; Actinopteri; Osteoglossiformes; Osteoglossidae. Gene Ontology annotation, cellular component: ribosome. Gene Ontology annotation, biological process: translation. The record is from RefSeq and is a predicted model, not a curated record. The transcript has 5 exons. The coding region runs from base 73 to 465 and encodes 130 amino acids. Gene Ontology annotation, molecular function: structural constituent of ribosome.
CUUGCUUUUUUCCCAUAUUGCACUGCGGGGCGCUUCUCCUUCCUCUUUCCGCCAUAUUGCAGAACUGGCAUCAUGGUGCGCAUGAACGUUCUCGCCGAUGCGCUCAAAAGCAUCAACAAUGCGGAGAAGCGUGGGAAACGCCAGGUUCUGAUCCGGCCCUGCUCUAAGGUGAUCGUGCGCUUCCUCACCGUUAUGAUGAAGCACGGGUACAUUGGCGAAUUUGAGAUUAUCGACGAUCACCGAGCUGGGAAAAUUGUUGUUAAUCUCACUGGCAGACUAAACAAGUGCGGUGUCAUCAGCCCUCGAUUUGAUGUGCAGCUGAAGGACCUGGAGAAGUGGCAGAACAACUUGCUGCCCUCUCGGCAGUUUGGGUACAUUGUGUUGACCACUUCAGCUGGCAUCAUGGACCAUGAAGAGGCCAGAAGGAAACACACAGGAGGGAAAAUCCUUGGGUUCUUUUUCUAAACAUGUAGUCAAUGGCAAAUUAAAAAGUUUCCAAUGGA